Messenger RNA from Manacus vitellinus (golden-collared manakin), 5311 nucleotides. It is a transcript of the gene NR2C2, whose product is annotated as nuclear receptor subfamily 2 group C member 2. The record is from RefSeq and is a predicted model, not a curated record. Gene Ontology annotation, biological process: cell differentiation; positive regulation of transcription by RNA polymerase II; anatomical structure development. Lineage: Eukaryota; Metazoa; Chordata; Aves; Passeriformes; Pipridae. Gene Ontology annotation, molecular function: RNA polymerase II cis-regulatory region sequence-specific DNA binding; nuclear receptor activity; zinc ion binding. The transcript has 15 exons. The coding region runs from base 356 to 2245 and encodes 629 amino acids.
AAUAGUUUCCUGGUGCUCCAUGUGCUUCCUUGCAGAUUUUAGGUUGCACCUCUUGUUGGUUUGUUUGGGGAAUUUUUUUUCGUUGUUGCCUCACAAACUGCUUCUCAAGGCUUUUGCUGAGAAGCUGAUUUUGUCUUCUGGGAGUCGACACCAUUAAGAAGCUUGGUAUGGCUGUGUAGUGUCUCUGGGCUUAAAUCGAAUCAGCUUAAUAGCCUCAGCUUAAGGCUCUUUCAGAAGGGUCGAAAGUACAAAAAGCCUUAGUGGAUAACACCACCACCAGCACAUCUGUCAAAGCCAUACUUCAGGAAAGACUUCUUUGUGUCUCAGAAAGGUUCUCUAAUGAUCUUGUUUCACCAUGGCAACCAAUAUGGAGGUGCUGGCUCAGCAGGUAGUGGAGACUCAGCAGGUGGCUGAGGUGCAGACUGUUCAGACUUCGCUAUCUGAAUCUCCAGUGAUGACCAGCCCUUCCCAGCGUAUCCAGAUAAUUUCCACAGACUCCUCUGUAGCUUCACAACAACGCAUUCAGAUUGUGACAGAUCAGCAAACAGGUCAGAAAAUUCAAAUAGUGACAGCAGUGGAUUCUGCCGUGUCUCCAAAGCAACAGUUUAUUUUAGCCAGUCCAGACGGAACUGGUGCCGGAAAGGUGAUACUGGCAGCACCUGAGACAUCUAAUGCCAAACAGCUUAUCUUUACCACCACGGACAACAUUGUGCCAGGCAGAAUUCAGAUAGUGACAGACUCUGCUUCAGUGGAACGUUUGCUGGGAAAAACUGAUGUUCAGCGGCCCCAGGUAGUAGAAUAUUGUGUAGUCUGUGGCGAUAAAGCAUCAGGUCGUCACUAUGGUGCUGUCAGUUGUGAGGGAUGCAAAGGUUUCUUUAAAAGAAGUGUAAGGAAGAAUUUGACCUACAGUUGUCGUAGCAACCAGGACUGUAUCAUCAAUAAACACCAUCGGAAUCGCUGCCAGUUUUGUAGGCUUAAGAAAUGUCUAGAGAUGGGCAUGAAAAUGGAAUCGGUUCAAAGUGAAAGAAAGCCUUUUGAUGUGCAACGUGAAAAACCAACCAACUGUGCAGCUUCUACUGAAAAAAUCUAUAUAAGAAAGGAUCUGCGAAGCCCUCUUAUAGCAACUCCAACGUUUGUGGCAGAUAAAGAUGGGACACGGUCAGCAGGACUUCUUGAUCCUGGAAUGCUUGUAAAUAUUCAGCAGCCUUUGAUCAGGGAUGAUGGUACAGUCCUCCUAGCUGCUGACUCCAAGGCUGAAACAAGCCAGGGUGCUUUAGGAACACUAGCAAAUGUUGUAACAUCUCUUGCUAAUCUCAGUGAGUCACUAAAUAAUGGAGAUACUUCUGAAGUUCAGCAAGAAGAGCAAUCCGCAAGUGAGAUUACACGGGCAUUUGAUACUUUGGCUAAAGCACUUAAUACCACAGAUGGUACAGCAGCUCAUACCUUGGCAGAUGGGAUGGAUCCUACAGGAGGAGGGAAUAUUCAUGUAAUCAGUAGAGAUCAGUCAACACCAAUUAUUGAAGUGGAAGGACCCCUACUUACAGAUACACAUGUCACAUUUAAGCUGACAAUGCCCAGCCCGAUGCCAGAGUACCUUAAUGUGCACUACAUCUGUGAGUCAGCAUCACGACUCCUUUUCCUCUCUAUGCACUGGGCUAGGUCCAUACCUGCUUUUCAAGCUCUUGGGCAAGACUGUAACACAAGCCUUGUGCGUGCCUGCUGGAAUGAACUGUUUACCUUAGGCCUGGCACAGUGUGCACAGGUGAUGAGCCUGUCUACCAUCCUGGGAGCUAUUGUCAACCACCUCCAGAACAGCAUACAAGAAGAUAAACUUUCUGGAGACAGAAUAAAGCAAGUCAUGGAACACAUCUGGAAACUUCAGGAGUUCUGUAACAGCAUGGCCAAGCUUGAUAUUGAUGGAUAUGAAUAUGCAUACCUUAAAGCUAUAGUCCUUUUUAGCCCUGAUCAUCCUGGUCUGACCAGUUCAACCCAAAUAGAAAAAUUCCAGGAGAAGGCACAGAUGGAAUUGCAGGACUAUGUACAAAAAACCUAUCCAGAAGAUACUUAUAGGCUAGCCCGGAUCCUAGUUCGCCUGCCAGCACUUAGGCUGAUGAGCUCUAGCAUUACCGAGGAACUGUUUUUUACUGGUCUCAUUGGAAAUGUUCCCAUUGACAGCAUAAUCCCCUACAUUCUCAAAAUGGAAACAGCAGAAUAUAAUGGUCAAAUAACUGGCACAUCUCCAUAGUGGGAACAAUGCAAUUCAGUGGAUCGAAGUAAUUUUCGUAAAAAACAUAUAAUUACGAAGUUAAAAGAAUAGCAUUUUGGCUUGUGCAGAUAAUUCCAACUUGUUAUCAGUUUCCUGAACAGAUUUCUCCUUGUCUCUUUCCUGAUGUUGACAAAAUUUAAGCAGCUACUAAAAGACCUGCUAUAGAACCUUUUCUGCCACAAGGAAUAUUUUUGCUGCCUUUCAUUUAAAAGGCUAUAGAUUACUGAACAUACUUUUCACAUGCUUUGUAUUUAGAAAUUAUCAGUGGUUAAAAAGAGUUUUAUAAUAUCAGAGAUUAGUAAUAAAAUUACUUUAAAAGUAAAAAGAACAGUAUGUAUAUAUUUAAAAAUAUCCUUGGAAUUAAUGUCUAGUAAAUGCCAGGGUAUAAUACUAGCACUUUGUAAUCACUUCUUGUCAAAGUGACAGCAUCAUCAACAUCCUGCUUAUGAGUAUGGAAAAUGAAAAAAAUGCUUAUGUCCUUAGUCAAAAUGCCAGUGAUUUUUGUGAAAAGGUAGAAUGCUAUAGGAGACAAUCAUUUAUCUACAAAAAGUCACUUGCUCUUAUGUUAUUAUGCAUGAAAUAUUAAUGUGGAUUCUUAAAUCAGACAUCCACAUUAUAUGAAACUAUACACUGUUAAAUUAGUGCAGUUGUAAUUCAUAGUACAAUGCAGUCAUAGUAACUAUUAUGUGCUACAAGAAUUACCCCACACUAAGAGGAAAAAAAGUGUUUCUUGCCACAGUAAUGAUGAAAUAUUCGGGUUCCUUAAAGUGUGUAUUCAGACCAACACAAUCACAACACGUGUUAUUCUGAAAUCAAGCCUUUUGACUGUGGGGAAAAUCAGUCAUUAACUGGAAGAACAAUAAUUUUCAAGUAGAGCUGUGUGAUGCUUUUUAGUAUGCUCUUUAUAUUUUCAAAUUUACUACUUCUCUCUAUACUCCUGAAUACCCUCAUCAUCCAGUCACAGGUACGAUUUAAAACCUGAAAUGUGUAGAACCUGUGGCUGUCAGCAAGAGUAUAUUACAAAGCUCUCUCACUUUAUUAACUUCCCACCUCCUUCUCUCUCACUUUAUUAACUUCCCACCUCCUUCUCCCUCCCUCACUGAGCACUCCCGGUUUUGCAGUGCUCUCGACCUUCCUGUGACUCGGUUUGAAACCAAAAUAUAGUUAGGAUUUACUCUCAGUCAUGUACGAUUGCAGUUAAUGACUGAUACAUCAUGGAGUUAUAAAAUGGACUACUUUUUAAUUGUCUCGAGUGAUAAGCCAUCAACAUGUCUUCUAGUAUUGGUCAUUAGCUGCUAACAGCUUUCAUUUUAGUAUAAUUUAUUAUUAUGGAAUUCAAGUAUUUUAAACAAUCAAAGUUUUUUAAAAAAUGUCAUGGCAAUUAAUACUUUCAUCUGAUCCUGGCUCAUUAGAUUCAUCAAAUAUUUUAAUUAUUUGUAUUGUAGAGGCAUUUUUACUUUUGUAGUUUUAUGUGACAAAAAUCUGAUUAUAUGUUCAGCACUUUUGUUUUUCUUCUGUUACUCAUAUUUAUUUAGAAACAUCAACCAGGUUGGUGUUCAUGUCUUUCAGAGUCUGAAUUGGAGCUAAAAGAUCUUAAGCAGCUCUAGGUGAGGCUUCUGAAGUAAUAAAAAGUCCUGACCUGGUAUACUUCAUGCUCAUUAGGGGGCUCACAUUUGUAGCACUCAGUGUGGAACAGAAAGCUAUUUAAUUUUAACUUCUGGAUGCAUUAAUGUCUUUUACAGUUACCAUUGUUAGUGCAUUUAGAGUCUUCUCAGAAGGGUGUUACAAAUAGUUCAAUAUACAUGCAGAGAUUUGUAAUAUUGCACUUUUAUUUCUCCUGGCUUUUGCUAUAGCAAAUGAAAUUGUCAUGUUAUUAAUGUGAUGGAAGAUCUACCCUCUGUAUGUGAAGUUAGCUGGACUGCAGAAUUGAGUACCAACCAUUUGAUUGUGGUGUCCCUGCUGGUGGGAUUGUGUCAGAACUUCUGAUGCACAGUCCCUUUGUUAAGGGUACACAACUUUAAAAUCAAUGGUGCUAUUAACAUCAGAAGCAGUACCUGCCUUGGAAAGAGUUGGGGCCAUUUUUGUUAAAAUUUAAAAUUUUAUUCGGUUAUGUCAUAGUUCUAAAAGCAGAAUGCAUUGAACUAUUGUGAUAUUUUUCAUUGCAAAAAAGAGAUUAUGGAGUUUGAUUUGCUUUCAGUAUUUCAUAAAAAUCAUUUAAGCAGAUAAGUAAGCAUUGUUAGUGGCAAAUGAAAUAUUCCUUAGCACAAAAACUAGCCAUUGUAAUAUUUGUUUUUAAUCUAAACACACCAGAUGGCUUUUUCUUUGCAAACAUCAUUUCAACUUCUGAUUUUUCAAGUAAAAGGGCCUCAUUUUCUAUACAAAAAUAUUUUCCUAAUUUUUAUUACUUGUGCUGUGAUCAUAACAGUUCAGCAAACAAAAUAAAGGCAUUACAAUUUUUUUGGGAACAGAGGGAUCACAUGAAAUAAAAUUUAAAAUAUAUGCCUUGCAUUACAUUUGUAAACCAAAAUGGUGAGUAUCAUGCAGCUCUGUUUACAAAUAAACUACACUCCCCACAAAUGCAAGUCCACAUAAUGAUCUCCUUGAUCAAACUCUGGUAGUCGCUUACUCUGCAAAUAGUUCCCUGCUUGUUAGGGAUAAAAUAUUAAUUUUUGUAAGUUGAGUAGCAACCAUGCAAUCAUAGUUAGGUUUUAUUUAUUGUGCAUGCAUUUAAUAGAUGAAAUUAAGCAGUUCCAUAAUUAAGAUUCGGAUAUUACCACCUAAAAGCUAUAAAGUCUCUCUUUCCAUAGCAUUAUCAGCAUGAUUUGCUGGCUUUCAGUAGUCAGAACCAAACUAGUUAGUCCUGAUGCCAUUAACAAAAAGGGCUUUUUCUGACUAUACACUAUUUUGGUUCCAAGACUAACAUUUUGGAUUGUAGAAAUUUGGACUAUGAUGGCAAGUUCCUAGGGCUGAAGAAAUAUUCAGAAUCUAAAACUUUUUGUAUAUUUGAAUAUUAGCUAUAAAUAAAAGGAUAGUUGUGAUGAGUAA